CAUCCCAUCACACCAAGAUGUCUUGCUACGACCUGUGCCCACCCAAAACCAGCGUUGCCGUGCCCCAGCCCAUCGCUGAGAGCUGCAACGAGCUGUGCGCGCGCCAGUGCCCCGACUCUUCAGCCUUCAUCCAGCCACCACCCGUCGUCGUCACCUUCCCCGGCCCCAUCCUCAGCUCCUUCCCCCAGCAAGCCGUGGUGGGCUCCUCCGGAGCACCCGCCUUUGGGGGCUCCCUGGGGCUGGGGGGCCUCUACGGCGCCGGGGCCACUCAGGGCUCAGGCGGCCUCUGCACCUUUGGCAGACCCUACGCUUCUCCUGCCUGCAGCCCCUGCGCCUUGCCCCGCUACAGCAGGAAGCUCUGGGACACCUGUGGGCCCUGCUAAACUCAGGCGCUGCCUGCUCCCAGCCCCACCAGCAUCAACUCAUUCCUGAAUGCUGGUCCUGCAGUGCUGAGGAGUGCUGAGCAUCUCCAAGAGUGGCUAAGGCCCAAGCAACUGGCAGUGCUGGCACCUUUGCAUGCUCGGCCCACGUCUCCUGCCCAUUCCUCUUCUUCCAUGCACUCCAAUAUGAAUCUGA
Molecule: messenger RNA, 576 nt
Organism: Phasianus colchicus (ring-necked pheasant)
Lineage: Eukaryota; Metazoa; Chordata; Aves; Galliformes; Phasianidae
Product: feather keratin 3-like
Cellular component (GO): intermediate filament
Molecular function (GO): structural constituent of cytoskeleton
Source: RefSeq, a predicted model, not a curated record